AUGGCAACACCACGAAGAAGUAAUAAUACAAGUUUAUCCUCAAGUAUAGAUGAACGUCGUCAAGUACAAGCUCGAAUACGUGCGCUUCAGCAGCGAACAAAUGCUUUGAAUGAAGAAUUAUCUCGUUCAUCAUCAGUUGCUAAAACAGCUGUUCAUGAUGUUGAACGAGCUUAUAUGAGAAUAACAAAUGAAUACCGAGAACAACGUGAUCAACUUUUACAAAAUCUUUAUCAUGUCAAUAAAAAUAUCAAAGAAUCAACAAAUGAGCUUGAUGGUAUACGUAAAAGUUUAAGUACAGCUCAAUCAUUUCAUUUACCAUUAAUUUCACCAAGAUAUUCAACUGAUUAUGAAACACAUGAAAUGAAUGCUAUGGUUGAUGAUAUUGAACGUGUACUCAAUAAAAUAUCACAACAACUUAAACAAUUUCAUUUUAUACCUUCACAUGGUCAUGCAAUGGGUAAAAUACUUGGUACAAUACGUGUUAAAAAUACUAAUUCUAAAGAAACAGGAUUAACAUCACCAGAAUCUUAUAUGGAUCAAUAUUAUUCAACAGAUAUACUAUGUGUUUAUAAACUUUAUACAGUUGAUUUAGAUAUAUCUGCAAAAUGGGUUAUAUCAACAAUAGAACAACGAAUAUUUUUAUGUGAUAUUGAAGGUGAAGUACGUAUAUUUUCAUAUUCACGUCAUUUUCGUCGACAACCUUUAUUAAGAGAACGUUUUCAUUUGUCUAAUAUACGUUUAAUAUCAUCAUUUACAGCAACACAAGAUUAUUUAAUUGCAUUUGAAAUUGAUACACAAAUUUUAACAUUACAUACACAUCAUGGAGCAUUAAUAUUACGUUUAUUUUUUCCAUACGAUCCACUUAUGAUAGUUCGUUGUGAUUAUCAUAAAAAAAAUCAAAUAUGGACAUGUAGUCGUACAAAACGACAAUGUUAUCAAUUUAACAUAAAUCAUAAAAUAAAACAAGUUAAUCUUUUAGAUCAAUUAGAUUUUACAAAACCAAUAUCAAAUAUUUUAAUUGAUCCUAUUGGAAUAUCAUGUGAUGAACAAGAACGUGUUGCUGUACAUGAUGUUAAUAUGACAACAACUGAUCGUUUAUUACUUUUUUCGAAUAAUCAAAAUACGAUAAUACCACUUGAUUUUGUAAAAUAUUUUGAUAAACUAUUAUCAUCACGUAUUGAACGUGUCUUACUUGUACCAAAACAAUCAAAUUUAAUUGUUAUUAUUUAUGUUCCACAAUCAUCAACAACAAAUGUACAUGAAAUAGUUAUUGUUGAUAUUAGUUUACAACCAGCACAAAUAGUUCAUUGUUUAUCUGAACCAAAUGGUAUACAAAGUAUAGAUGUAACAUCAAAUGGUGAAUUAGUUUAUACAGUUACAACACCAACAAAUAAACGAACACCACCAAAAAUGCAUAUUUAUACUAUAUGGAUUGAAUACCAUCGUUAUAGGAUUUCAAAAUUACUCCGAACUCGUACAAAAGAUUCAUCUAACAUAACAUCUUCAUAUGAAAAUAUUAGAUGUUUUUCUCUUAAAUUGACAUCCACACUCACAACGGAUGUGAUAACCAAUGGAGAUAAAUUUAAACAUACUGUAUAUAGUCAAGGAAUUUGUGGUAAUCUCCAAAUUCUACCUACGAAACGAUCAUGCACACCAUUUUUACAUAUACAUCCUUAUCAAACAGAAAUAUUUACUAUUCUUCAAGGUCAUUUCUCUUAUCAAUAUGGUGAUGAAAUAUAUUCGUGUGAUAUUCAUACAUGUCCAUCACCUAUUAUUAUUCAUCCAAAUAUUCCUCAUACAUUUUGGAUGAAUGAUAAUAAAGAAGAUCUUAUUUUAAUUGUUCGUAUUGAACCAACAUAUAAAGACCGUGGUCUAUCAGCUAAAUCAUUUGAAAAUAUAGUUGGUGUUGUUCGUGAUAAAUAUAUGACUAUAUGGCAAGCAUUCGUAUUUGUCGAUAAUAUUGAAACAUAUCCUAUAUUUUUACCAUUACCGUUUGUAAAAAUAAUAAUUAAAAUUGAUUCUUUAAUUGAACAAUUACUUGGUUAUCAAACAGAAUAUGAAGAAUAUACAACAAAAUAA
This is a messenger RNA of Rotaria sp. Silwood1, 2079 nucleotides long. NCBI's taxonomy places the organism in Eukaryota, Metazoa, Rotifera, Eurotatoria, Philodinida, Philodinidae. The record is from the annotation of a GenBank genome assembly.